Arthroderma uncinatum is the source of this 498-nucleotide messenger RNA. RefSeq lists its product as uncharacterized. Lineage: Eukaryota; Fungi; Ascomycota; Eurotiomycetes; Onygenales; Arthrodermataceae. The transcript has 2 exons. Bases 1 to 498 code for a protein of 165 amino acids. The record is from RefSeq and is a predicted model, not a curated record.
AUGUUCUGCCUCAGAAGCUGGCUUCCCCUCCUUUUCAUUCCGACCAAUGCAAGCCCGCUGUUCAUCCUCUCCUUCGUUACCCUCACCUAUAUCCUCCAUCGACCGUGUAUAUACUGCUCCGCACUGCUUCUAAUCCUGUUUAUCUCGUCAUGUCACUGGUCCGACCGCUGCUUCUUUGAUAUCAAGGGGGACUGGUUUGCACCUCGGUUCGCUCACCUGCCUGGAGCCGGAUGUGCCAACGCAACUACUGCUGCCACUGCUACUCCGGCUUUGAACUCUACACACGAGCUGACGGAAUAUGUCUUUGAUACUGUGAACACAACCGUCACCGCUCUUGCCGGGGCGGCGUUUGAAGAAGCCAAACGCAGUGUCAUACCCGGCGGGCCGUCGAGUGCUGGGGAACCCGAGUGGACAGGUAUUGGGCUUGAGUGGUUCCGAAGUUUGCUAGGACGCAGAGAAUGGACGCUCCCAUGCGUCGAUGUGAAGGUUAGACUAUAA